This is a messenger RNA of Arachis ipaensis, 3212 nucleotides long. Lineage: Eukaryota; Viridiplantae; Streptophyta; Magnoliopsida; Fabales; Fabaceae. The record is from RefSeq and is a predicted model, not a curated record.
AUAAUAUAGCAGAGUGAAAUAUUAGAGGGAGAAGGAGAAGUAGAAAAGCAAGGGAGUGGUGCUUUUGUUGCCAACUGUCAAGUAAUGAAAAGGAGAGAGUGAGAGUGAUGAUGAAAAUGGUAGAAGAAGAUUAGGACUGAAUCAAUGCUAUGAUAUGAAGAAGAUAACAGAUGCCAUUUAAUGAGCUUUCAUUAACUACUAUUUACCAUUACUCACUCUUCUCUCCCAACCCAAAAAGAAAGGCUGUAGUGUCAGUUUUGGCGUGCUUAACACUCACCAAUGUCCUGAAUGUGCUUGCUUUCCUUUCCUUUCCUUUCCCUUCCUUCUGAAAUUGAAUGUUCUGCUACUUACUUUCUUACCAAAAAUUAAUGAGCAAAAUGCAUUAGGAAUGGUGUGGCAAACCAGCCAAAAAAGUGGUAACAUUGAAGCUUGCAAGGUUUUCAAACUUCAACGGUAAAAGAGAAAAAAGAAAAGAAAGAAAAGGAGUGGCUUAAAAAAAUAAAUCAUUGUUGCAAGUAUAAGAAGAUAGGUAGAUAGAUAGAUAGAUAUAUACGUGUUGGAUUUGGAACUUGUAGCUUUAGAGGCACUAGAUGAUGGUGUUGGUGUUGUGAAUCUUGGAAGUGGCUUUAAAAAAAGGAAGAAAAGGGAACAGAGGAAUCAGAAAGUGAAAAGGAUAAAAGAAAUUAUGGGAAAGUGAGGUGGAGUCAGAUUUGUGUGUGUGGUGUGUGUCUGAUUUGAGAAUUGUUUAGUGAGACUAGUCUGUUGGCUAUGUCCCCUGAGCUGACUCGGUGCGCCCGGACUCCGUGGGCUUUGCCGGCGACCAAGGAAACAAACUCUUACUGCCUUCUCUUCCCAUUUAAGAGAACCUUUACUUAAAAAAUUGGACAAUCCCCAUCUUAGAACAUUUUCUUAUAUAUAUAAUUAUAUAUCACUCUCUCUUUGAUUCAGCUUCUGCCUUUGUUUGCUGUCAAGAUUCGGUCACACUCCUUUGGUAUUUAAGCUGUUCCUCCACAUACCAUUUCUUUAUUACUCACUGAAAACCAAGAACCUUGGAUGCAUAUCUCACUCUUUUGAUUGGUGGAGAGUGGUCUUUUUCUUCUUUGAGUUGUCAUCUUCAGAGAGGAAGCAGAUCUUAUAUUGUUAAAGAUGAAGUUCAUGAAACUUGGUUCUAAGCCAGAUACCUUUCAGACUGAUGGGAACAAUGUCAGGUAUGUGGCCAGUGAGUUGGUAUCAGAUAUCAUUGUUAGUGUUGGGGAUGUAAAGUUUUAUUUACAUAAGUUCCCUCUUCUAUCAAAGAGUGCUCGCUUACAGAAGAUGAUCUCCCUCAGUAAUGAAGAAAAUGUAGAUGAUGUCCAAAUUGGUGACAUUCCGGGAGGCGCAAGUGCCUUCGAGAUAUGUGCUAAGUUCUGCUAUGGGAUGACUGUUACCCUGAAUGCUUACAAUGUAAUAGCAACUCGGUGUGCAGCAGAGUACCUUGGAAUGCAUGAGACAAUUGAGAAAGGAAACCUCAUUUACAAGAUUGAUGUUUUCCUUAGCUCUAGCAUUUUCCGUAGUUGGAAGGAUUCGAUCAUACUUCUUCAGACUUCAAAGUCUAUGCUACCAUUGGCUGAGGACUUAAAGGUGGUGAGCCAUUGCAUUGAAUCUAUAGCCAACAAGGCAUGUGUUGAUGUAUCAAAAGUUGACUGGUCUUACUCCUACAACCGGAGAAAGCUUCCGGAGGAAAAUGGAAUCGAUUCAGAUCCGAACGAAAUCAGAACUCGGCUAGUACCAAAAGACUGGUGGGUUGAAGAUCUAUGUGAGCUUGAAGUUGAUUUGUACAAGUCUGUAAUUACAAGUAUUAAAAGCAAGGGAGUUCAGCCUAAUGAGGUAAUUGGUGAAGCUUUGAAAGCUUAUGCUUACAGAAGAUUACCAAGUUUCACCAAGGGAAUGAUCCCCUGUGGAGACAUAUCAAAGCAACGGCUAAUAGUCGAAACAAUCCUAUGGUUGUUACCUACUGAGAAAGGCAGCAUCUCUUGUAGGUUCUUACUCAAGUUGUUAAAAGCUGCCAUUUUCGUAGAGUUAGGAGAUAAGGCUAAAGAAGAGCUUGUAAGGAGAAUUGGGCAGCAACUGGAGGAGGCUUCUGUUAGUGAUAUUUUGAUUCGAGCACCGGAUAGAGAAACUACAAUCUAUGAUGUCAGUAUAGUCCAGAAAAUUUUAAGAGAGUUCUUCAUGAAAAAUCACAACACUGAGAUUGAAUCAAUAGGUGCUGGUGAGCUUGUGGGGAUAAGAAAUCCCGGGAUUUUAUCUGAUGCUUCCAAGCUUAUGGUUGCAAAACUCAUAGAUGGAUACCUUGCCGAAGUUGCAAAGGAUCCCAAUUUACCUUUGUCAGAUUUUGUUGAUCUUGCUGAUCUAGUGUCGAGCAUCUCUCGUCCUACUCACGAUGGCCUUUACAGGGCCAUCGACACGUAUCUUAAGGAGCACCCUGGGAUCAGCAAAGGUGACAAAAAGAGGAUUUGCAAACUAAUGGAUUGCAGAAAACUGUCUGUUGAUGCCUGCAUGCAUGCAGUGCAAAAUGAGAGGCUACCAUUGAGAGUUGUUGUGCAGGUACUUUACUUUGAGCAGGUAAGGAGUGCUGCAUCAUCCGGUACCAGCACGCCCGACAUACCUAAAGGACACAAGGAUUUGAGCAAUGUAUCUAAUGCUAGCUCGAGGUCCGGGACAACCAAUCCGGAAGACGAAUUGGAUGCUGUGGCCACAGCUGAGGAGCUGAAGGCCUUAAGAAGGGAACUUGCAUCAUUGAGGAUGAGCAAUGGUAAUGGUGGUGGUGGUAAUGAGAAAGAUGUAGAUAUCAAACCAAACAUGGACAAAGCUGUGAUUGGAAAGAUGAAAGGGUUGCUCAGGUCAAAGAAGUCAUUCAUAAAGAAAUGGGCCAGCAAAGGAGGACAAGGUGAAAAUAGUGGCUCUGAUUCAUCAGAUAGUAUUGGUUCUGCUAAUCCAGAAGAAGUUAAAUCCACUCCAUCCAGAAAUAGGAGGCAUUCAGUUUCAUGAAAUUAAGUUUGGUUUAUUUUCUUUGUUUUUGUUUGUUUCUUUUGCUUAGUUUCUUAUGCCAAACAAACAUGACCCCAACACUAAGGUACAUAUAGUUUAAAAAUAGCAGAAUUGUGUAGAUUGGAAAAUCAUGUAACCAUGACAUCAUUAUCCUAUCAAAUUGAAAGUAGCUAUAUUAUUUAAUU